This is a messenger RNA of Pistacia vera, 702 nucleotides long. RefSeq names its product GPI-anchored CFEM domain protein A. The transcript has a single exon. The record is from RefSeq and is a predicted model, not a curated record. Bases 88 to 438 code for a protein of 116 amino acids. NCBI's taxonomy places the organism in Eukaryota, Viridiplantae, Streptophyta, Magnoliopsida, Sapindales, Anacardiaceae.
UCUUCACCUCAAUCCCCAUCUCACAAAACCUCUACCUUUCUUGCUUCCUAAAGGUUUUGUUUGAUAUUUUGGACUUUGUUUCUAGCCAUGGCCAAGUUGGGGUGUUUGCUUAUACUUGGUUUGCUUGUGUUUUCAAGCUUGAGUGUGGUGAGCCAAGGGCGUGUGGCAAGAAAGGACCUUGGGGUGGACUUGGGAGGAGUUGGGGUUGGUCUUGGUAUUGGGCUAGGCCUUGGGUUGGGUGGGGGCGGUUCAGGCUCAGGCGCAGGAGCCGGUUCUGGGUCUGGGUCCGGAUCUAGGUCUAGCUCGAGUUCCAGUUCCUCUUCUUCAUCUAGCUCAACUUCUUCUGGGUCAGGCGGCGGCGGAGCAGGGUCCGAAGCUGGAUCCUAUGCUGGGUCUCGAGCUGGGUCAGGCGCUGGAGGUUAUAACAAUGGACAUUAAUUUUUACAAUGAUGCAAAGAAUUGUUAAAUAAUUAAUUGAGUGUCACCAUUAUAAAUACGAAUAAGAAGAUGGUGAAUUAGCGUUUGGUUCUUGAAUUUCUUUUGUGUUUUUAUUUGGAGUCUUAAUUGGAUUUGUCAAAUGAAGAUGUUUUCCAAAAUCUUCAAUAUGUUUUUACUCCUUGAUCUACGAGUGUCUGUCGAUCGUGUGUUCAUUAUAGAUGUGUUUUCUUAUCAUGAUAUAUCCAAUAAGGUUUAAAUUAUAUA